UUUUCUGUAAUUAUCGCACGUGACUGAGACAAUCCAACUCCGACCGAAGUCAAAACAAGAGAGGGAGAGGAAGGAACAGCCGCCACCGUCUGAGAUUGCAGCGAUGGCCAUAACCGCCACCAUUUCCGUUCCAGUUUCAACACCCAUUCACCGCUCUCUUCCCGCUGUCAAUCUCUUCCGCUCUUCUUCUUCUUUCGCCCCACCGCAACGCACUUUCAACUACCUCAACUCUCGCCUCGUUGCUUCCUCCAUGAGCACCGAAGCCCCCGUCAAAACAACCUCCUCCUCCGCCGCUUCAUCCCUGAACUCCGGCAGUGGCUUCCUCCAUUUCGCCAAGUAUCACGGUCUCGGCAACGAUUUCGUUUUGAUUGAUAAUAGAGAUUCUUCAGAGCCUAAGAUCAGCUCAGAGAAAGCUGUGCAAAUUUGUGAUCGUAAUUUUGGUGUUGGGGCUGAUGGGGUUAUCUUUCUAUUACCUGGCAUCAAUGGCACUGACUAUACCAUGAGGAUUUUCAACUCUGAUGGUAGUGAACCUGAGAUGUGUGGCAAUGGAGUGCGGUGCUUCGCUAAAUUCAUUUCCCAGGUUGAGAAUAUACAUGGGAGGCAUAGUUUUACUAUACAUACUGGUGCUGGCCUGAUUGUUCCUGAAGUCUUGGAGGAUGGAAAUGUCAGAGUCGAUAUGGGGGAGCCGGUUCUUAAAGCAUCAGAUGUACCUACUAAAUUACCUGCAAAUAAGGAUGGAGCUGUUGUUAAAUCAGAGCUAGAUGUAGAUGGAGUUAUCUGGAAUGUGACUUGUGUUAGCAUGGGAAAUCCACACUGUAUCACCUUCAGUAGAAAAGGAAGCCAGAGCUUGCUUGUUGAUGAAUUGAAGCUAGCAGAAAUUGGUCCGAAAUUUGAACAUCAUGAGAUGUUCCCUGCACGAACUAACACAGAGUUUGUGCAAGUUUUGUCUAAUUCACACCUGAAGAUGCGUGUUUGGGAGCGUGGAGCAGGAGCAACACUUGCCUGUGGAACUGGAGCUUGUGCUCUUGUUGUAGCAGCAGUUCUUGAGGGUCAUACUGGAAGAAAUUGCACGGUUGAUCUCCCUGGAGGGCCUCUUCAGAUUGAAUGGAGGGAAGAAGAUAAUCAUGUCUAUAUGACAGGCUCCGCAGAUCUAGUGUAUUACGGAUCUUUGCCCCUUUGAUAUGUUGCCCCCAAAACUAUUGUUAAACAGCAAUUGUGGAAUUAUGAAUUACUUAUGCUAACAAUUGCAUUAGAGAAGCAGAUUUUCAUCUUGUACUGAAUGUUUUUACCACGUAUUCAACAUCUUCUCAUUUGGUGUUGAAUCAUGAAUGAAUCACUAAGAUUGGCUA
This is a messenger RNA of Lotus japonicus, 1349 nucleotides long. Its product is annotated as diaminopimelate epimerase, chloroplastic. Gene Ontology annotation, cellular component: cytoplasm; cytosol. Bases 104 to 1180 code for a protein of 358 amino acids. The record is from RefSeq and is a predicted model, not a curated record. Gene Ontology annotation, molecular function: diaminopimelate epimerase activity. The transcript has 9 exons. Lineage: Eukaryota; Viridiplantae; Streptophyta; Magnoliopsida; Fabales; Fabaceae.